AUGUCGUGCCUUAAAGUUUUCCUCGUUAUCUCGACUUUGCUCAUCCAGAACUCUUCGAGCUAUAAAAUUCUAAUUAUUUUUCCCACGGGCUCCUAUAGUCAUCAACGCCCUCAACAAGCUGUAUCGGAAGGUCUUCUUGAAGCAGGUCAUCAACUCACAAUAUUGACUCCAAAUCCGAUAAAAACUACAAAUCCAAAUGUGACACAAGUUGAUAUUAAAUUUACUUAUGAAUAUUUGAAAAUGUUCGAUUUAUCAGCUUCUAUUGAUGCUUAUGAAAUGUUAAGCUUAGUUGCAACUUAUUUCACGAGAAUGACUGAUGGAUUAAUGAACCACAAAGAAUUUGCUGAUAUAGUGAAAAAUGUUAGAAAUGAAAAAUAUGACGCUGUAAUUAUCGAAGCACUUCCUCAUUUUCCUCUAUUUACGGCGAAGGAAAUUUUCAAUACAACUCUCAUUGGAUUAGUUACAUUAGAAAUGAUGCCCAUGUUUCAUCGUGGCUUAGGAAAUGUCAUUCAUCCGAUUCUACAUCCUUCGUUCUUUACGGAUGUCCCAAAAAAUCCAACACUAUGGGAGAGAAUUGGUAUAAUUCAUUUUUUGAUUUACGAGAUGUAUUGGGAAAAAUAUGAUUUAUUUCCCGCUUGUGAUAGUCUCAUAAAGAAAUAUUUUCCUGAAACAUCAAAGACAAGCGCAGAACUUGCUCAAUCCUUGGAUUUUGUAAUAGAAGGAGUAACUCCUGUACUUGGAAAUGUAAGACCAAUCGUUCCAAAUACAGUUCAAGUUGGAUCUUUGCACAUCAAGGAGCCCAAAGAACUUCCAUCGAGUUUGAAAAGUUAUCUGGAUAACUCAAAAAAUGGAGUAAUUUAUUUGAGUUUUGGUUCUAACGUCAAAAGUGCACAUUUGAAACCAGAAAUUAGAAAAACUAUCAUGGAUACGUUAAGAAAAUUAAAUUACGAUAUUUUGUGGAAAUAUGAAAAUGAUACUAUCGAAGGAAAGCCAGAUAAUGUGAGGAUUGAAAAAUGGUUGCCUCAAAUAGAUUUACUUGCACAUCCAAAAAUUAAGCUUUUCAUCACACAAGGCGGGUUACAGUCUAUGGAUGAAACACUCGCAAGAGGAGUUCCUGUAGUUGUUAUUCCAUUCUUUGCUGAUCAAGAUACAAACGCACAAAAAAUGGAAAGUUACGGUAUGGGAAAACGUUUGGAUGUGAAUCAUUUGACUGUUGAAAGCUUUGAAAAGACAAUUUUAGAAGUUAUUAAUGAUCCAAAGUGA
Messenger RNA from Culicoides brevitarsis, 1263 nucleotides. Its product is annotated as UDP-glycosyltransferase UGT5-like. The coding region runs from base 1 to 1263 and encodes 420 amino acids. NCBI's taxonomy places the organism in Eukaryota, Metazoa, Arthropoda, Insecta, Diptera, Ceratopogonidae. The transcript has a single exon. Gene Ontology annotation, molecular function: UDP-glycosyltransferase activity. The record is from RefSeq and is a predicted model, not a curated record.